This is a messenger RNA of Lynx canadensis (Canada lynx), 4802 nucleotides long. Its product is annotated as zinc finger protein 33B-like. Gene Ontology annotation, cellular component: nucleus. Gene Ontology annotation, biological process: regulation of transcription by RNA polymerase II. The record is from RefSeq and is a predicted model, not a curated record. Gene Ontology annotation, molecular function: DNA-binding transcription activator activity, RNA polymerase II-specific; RNA polymerase II cis-regulatory region sequence-specific DNA binding. NCBI's taxonomy places the organism in Eukaryota, Metazoa, Chordata, Mammalia, Carnivora, Felidae. The transcript is spliced from 3 exons. Bases 816 to 3290 code for a protein of 824 amino acids.
CUUGAACUCACGAAUUGCGAAAUUGUGACCUGAGUCGAACUCGGACGCUCAACCUACUGAGUUACCCGGGCGCCCCAGUACUCCAAAAUAUUCUUUAAGGUGGAAAGUGUUCACACAUUUUGAAGACUCCGUCUAAAUUUACUCUGUGAUCCAUUCCAUGAAUUCCUUUAUGGCCCUUCCUGUCAUCACAGAUCCAGGGUGGAUUCUUAUCUUUUCCUCCACCAUUUGCCCUCUUCUCAUUUCGCAAAUGUGUUAAAGGAGUCCCGCCUUUGCUUGCACCUGGGACCAUGACCCUGUGUUCAUGAGAGCACGGGGUUCCUGUUCUCCUACAGCCGUUGUUCAGUGAGGCCCCUCACAGAGCUAAUUUUGCUGCUUGUUUGUUUUAGUCUGUAUUAUGCGUACUUCACCUUAGUGAUUGUAACCUGUUACUGCAUGUUUUCUUAUCAGAAUAUGUGCUCCUUGAAUACAAGAACAGUUUUAUUAAUCUUAGCAUUUCUAAGAAUUGGAACAGUUCCGGGUACAUUGUGGGAUUCGGUGAUUUUUACAUUAAUAAUACCCUGAAGCAAUGGCAUAGUGUUUGUUAGAUUUCUCGUCUUCCCUCAAAGCCUAAAGCCAAACACACCUUCUGCAGACUAUUUUGGUAAUCAUGAGAAUGAUGGGUUCCCAUACAGCUUUUCCAUGUCACCCACUUCUGAACAUUUCAGAUUGAACAGAAAUUCCAGGGAUCAGUAUCAUUUAAGGAUGUGACCGUGGGCUUCACCCAGGAGGAGUGGCAGUGCUUGGACUCAAGUCAGAGGUCCCUGUACAGGGACGUGAUGCUGGAGAACUACAGCCACCUUGUCUCAGUGGGGUCCUGUGCUACCAAACCAGAGGUGAUCUUCAGGCUGGAGCAAGGAGAGGAGCCAUGGAUAUCGGAGGAAGAAUUCCCAAGCCAGAGCCUCCCAGAAGUCUGGGAAACUGAUCACAAGAAAGGAAGGAGGCAAGAAAACCAGCGUAAACCUAUGUGGGAAGUUGCAUUCAUCAGUAAGAAAACGCCGACCAAGGAACGAGGUAAUGUAAUAGGAAAACCAUUUAACCUGGACACAAAUUCAUUUCCUUCCAGAGAAAGCCUCUGUCAGUGUGACUCAUAUGGAGUGAGUUUCAGCUGUAUUUCUGAAUUGUGUAUCAAUAAGAAAAGACGUUUGGGAAAAAAGACUGGUGAAUUUAGUGCCUAUGGAAAAUUGCUACUCAGUAUUAAACACGGCAAAACUCCUACUAGCGAGAAAAGUGAAUUUUUUAAACAUGGGGAAACUUUCAGUCAGGAUGAGGACCCUGUUGAUCAUGAGAAGAUUCAAAGUGCAGAGCAAAAUUUCGAAUAUUACAUGUAUCAAGAAACCUUCCCCGAAAAGGCAACAUUGAGUACGUACAAGAGAGAGAUCACUGAAGAGAAUCACUCUGAAUGUAUUGAAUAUGGGAGAACCUUCUUUCCUAACUCCUCUUUCCUGUUACAUCACAUGAAUGCCUCCGAAGAGAAUCACUGUGGACUGCGUGGUUGUGGGAAAUCGUUAUGUGUGAAGUCUACCCUUUUGAAACCUCAUGGGGCACGUAUGAAACCCUCGGAGUGUAGUGAGAGUGGGGAUCAUUUCCGGGGGGAUUUAUGCCUUCCACAACUUCAGAAAACUCAUAAAGGAGAGAAACACUUUGAAUGCAAUGAAUGUGGGAAAGCGUUUUGGCAUAAGUCCCACCUCACUCGACAUCAGAGGAUACACACGGGAGAGAAACGCUUUCAGUGUGAUGAAUGUGGAAAAACUUUCUGGGAGAAGUCAGACCUCACGAAACAUCAGAGAUCACACACGGGGGAGAGGCCCUAUGUGUGCAACGAAUGUGGUAAAGCCUUCAGCCACAAGUCAGCCCUCACGAUACACCAGAGAAUACAUACAGGGGAGAAACCCUAUCAGUGUAGCGCAUGUGGGAAAACUUUUUACCAGAAGACAGACCUCACCAAACACCAGAGAACACACACAGGGUUGAAACCCUAUGAAUGCUAUGAAUGUGGCAAAUCUUUCUGUAUGAAUUCACACCUUACAGUGCAUCAGAGAACUCAUACAGGGGAGAAACCAUUUGAAUGUCCUGACUGUGGGAAAUCUUUCUGUCGGAAGGCAUAUCUUACACAACAUCAGAAAACCCACGUAAAGGAUAAGCCCUACAAAUGUAAUGCAUGCGGGAAAAGUUUCUACCACAAGUCAGUUCUCACCAGGCAUCAGAAAAUUCAUACAGAGUUAAAACCUUAUGAAUGUUGCGAAUGUGGGAAAACGUGUUUGAAGUCUGACCACAUAGUGCAUCAGAGAAACACAGGGGAGAAACCCUUUGUGUGUCCUGAAUGUGGGAAAUCCUUCAGCCGUAAAUCUACCCUCUCUCAGCAUCACAGGACACAUACAGGGGAGAAACCGUUCGAGUGUCAUGAAUGUGGAAAAAUCUUCUAUAAUAAAUCGUCCCUACAUAAACAUACUAGGAUACACACAGGGGAGAAACCCUACGGAUGUAACGAAUGUGGGAAAACUUUCUGCCAGAAGUCUCAGCUCACUUAUCACCAGAGAAUCCACAUAGGUGACAAACCUUACGAGUGUAACCAAUGUGGAAAGGCUUUCUGUUAUAAGUCAGCUCUAAUUGUGCACCAGAGAACUCAUACAAAAGAAAAGCCCUAUAAAUGUAAUGAAUGUGGGAAGUCUUUCUGUGUCAAGUCAGGACUUACUUUACAUCAGAGAAAACACACAGGGGAGAAACCCUACGAAUGUAAUGAAUGUGGAAAAUCUUUUGUCCAGAAGUCUAGGCUCACUCAGCACCAGAGAAUGCACAUAGGAGAGCAACCCUAUGAAUGUAAUGAAUGUCGAAGGGCUUUCUGUGAUAAAUCAGCUCUAAGUGUGCACCAGAGAAUUCAUACAGAAGAAAAACCCUAUAAAUGUAAUGAAUGUGGGAAAUCUUUCUAUUUGAAGUCAGGACUUCUUAUACAUCAGAGAAAACACACAGGGGAAAAACCCUACAAAUGUAACCAAUGUGGGAAAUCCUUCAUUCACAGAUCUUCUCUCACAGUGCAUUAUAGGGUUCACACAGGGGAGAAAUCUUGUCAGUGUAAUGAAUGUGGGAAAAUUUUUUACCGUAAAUCAAACCUUGUUAACCAUCAGAGGUCACACACAGGCGAGAAGCCCUAUGAAUGUAACACAUGUGGAAAACCCUUCUCUCAGAAGUCAAACCUCAUUGUACAUCAGAGAACACACACGCAAGAGAAACCUUCGGAUUGCAGUGGGUCUUAGGAAUGUUGAGGUGUGGUUCAGCAGUCGCUCCGCUUCAGAGAACUCACGUUGUAGAGGAAGCAAUGUUGAUGUCCUGAAUGUUGAAUAACUUUCGUCCACAAACUGGCCUUAUUUUACCCCGAAGUAGACUGCAACACAUAAAGGACAGUCUUGUUAAGGAACAUUCCUUUGAAUGUCCCUAGCAAAUGCGGGCAUAGAACCUUGAAGAUGUUUUGAUUUUAUAAGAUUUGUUUUUAGCUAAAAUACAAAGUAGGUUAUGUUAAUUUCUAUUAAGGAGAAAUCUUUCAAUUUGAGACAAAGAGCUUGAAGAUUGUCUUUAGAGGUAAUAUAAUAUUGGAAGUUGUGUUUUGGUUUUGAUGCCUUAUUACUUUAGGCAACAUAAGAAGUUGUAAUUUUUAGAGGAAUAUUGUGCAGUGUACAACAAAAAAAUGUAAAAUGAAACAAUAAACUGAAAACAAGUAAUUAGUAGUAUGUAUUAGUAGUAAUACGUAACAUGCUCACGUGCCCUUCCCUGAGCUUUAGCUAAAGAUAUCUUACAUGACCGUGGUAUAUUCUAGAGCAGAAAUAUGGACGAUACCCUAAUACUCACUUACAUUCACAUGUCAGUAGUUUUUAUAUGCACUAUGUGUAUGUGAAGUUUUAUGAAAUGUUCUUGCUUAUAGUUUAAGUAUCAGUUAACACCGGUUACAAAAUCAAAAGGGAAUCUGUAAUCUGUCCUAAUUGCAUUGGGAUUACAAAGCAAUCAGGAUUUCACCACAGGAAGUUCUGAUGUGUUAAUAACCGUAUCAUUUCGGCGACCUUAAUCUUGGCAGUUCAUGUGAAUAUGAAGCUUAUAAAAAGGAGAGAUAAAUUUAAUAAUUACGGCAACCCUGUUAAAUGAUUCUGUGAAGUGUCCCUUAAGCUUACAGGACUCCUGUAUCUUCAAAUGCUACCUUCUGUAACCUGUGUGUUUCAUAUUCCUAGUGGAAGUUGAUAUCAUUGGGAAUUGAAUAUAGACACUCCUAGUUCAGCAGUUGUUUCAAUAUCAGGCACACCUCCCAUGUAUGUAGCAACCUGGAGGAAUGUCUUGAAAGGAAGCCCAGAAAGCUAAUAGGUAACCAUUUAAAAUAUAUAAAUCGAAAUAACAAAAUGGUAAGUGUGUUCUGUGCAGAGGGAUAUCUAGUCUGUAAUCUCAUUUUCCCCUUUCAAGCCGUGGGGUUCCUUGAGUGUACAUAUGUGAAUCCUCCAGCCCUCAGCCUCAGUUGUACAAACCCCUGGAAGUAACUGCCCUCUAAGGCGAAGUUCAAAAUAGAAGCCACAGACAGACUAUAUGACACUUAGGGUCGUAAACUAGGCUGUAAAUUCAAGGGUCCAGUGUGCCCAGAAACAGAUCUGGGCCCUUGGAGAUUUUUGAUUAUAUGAGAGGGUAGGUUGAGACUGGAGCAAAGCCAGAGGAAGCUCAGAGUGAGGCUUUUAUGGACCGACAGAGGGUAAAGAUGAUAUAAUACAUUUCAAGCUCCGAUUUAAAAAUCA